AUGCGAUUUGCAGAGGGUCAACAUUUUGAAUUGGUUCAUUUGAUGCCUUGCUUCUCUUUACCACAGUAUAGUUAUUUUCAUGGCUUUAAUGUAACAGUUACAGCACUUGAUUGUUCGCCCAGGUUUUCCAAUCUUCUGGAUUACAUGGAUCAGGCGGAUCAUUUUCAUGAUGAUCCAAAUCUCUGGAUUGAUGCAAAUCUUGAUUUAGUCAAAAAAGCCCAUUAUCUCGUAUUCUAUGAGAAAACCUACCAAAAGGAAUAUAACUGUAACGGGACUACAGUGGAUCACCCGGAAUAUGGUGAAGUAAUCCAACUUACCGGUGAUCAAAGGCAACACAUUAAGGAUUUUCUGUGCAGAGUUGGUAUUGUCAAGGAGGAAAAUUGCAAAAUUCAUGGUUUUUAA
Molecule: messenger RNA, 402 nt
Organism: Acanthocheilonema viteae
Lineage: Eukaryota; Metazoa; Nematoda; Chromadorea; Rhabditida; Onchocercidae
Source: the annotation of a GenBank genome assembly